Messenger RNA from Rhodamnia argentea, 486 nucleotides. Its product is annotated as cyclin-dependent protein kinase inhibitor SMR1. Gene Ontology annotation, biological process: regulation of DNA endoreduplication. The transcript has a single exon. Lineage: Eukaryota; Viridiplantae; Streptophyta; Magnoliopsida; Myrtales; Myrtaceae. Bases 103 to 465 code for a protein of 120 amino acids. The record is from RefSeq and is a predicted model, not a curated record.
CUUCGAAAUUCCUUUCCUACAUAAACAGGUGCAACCUCCGCCCGAAACUCUCCUGUGGCCCGAUCUCUCUCCCUCUCGUCUUCGCCGGAAUCGAACGCCAAAAUGGCGACCAAUCUAGAUCCAGAUUCGAGAUUCGACUCCCCUGCAACUUCGAUACUUCCCCGAUUGCCGCCCCUCAAGGUCCAAGUCAGAGCCGCCGAAGCCGGACCGACCGACGAGGCCGAAGAGUGUACGACCCCGUCGUCGGUGGAGCACAGGAUCCCGCCGGUCCUCACCUGCCCGGCCGCGCCUCGCAAGCCGAGGACGAAGCCGUCGGCCUCCUGCAAGAGAGCCUUCCCGUCGGAUCAGCUCGAGCUCUUCGAGGUCGCGAACCGCAGGGAGGUCGAGGACUUCUUCAGGAGCUGCCGCUGCGACGGCGCGGCCGUCGCCGACGUCGCCAAGCGGAGGCGUUUCUUCUGCGACUGAGGACGAGUGGGGGGGUGGUGC